AUGACAGCAUGCAGCUUUGCCCGUGUUUGCGCAAUAGUGCCGUUCUUUGCUCUCUGGUCCGUCGACAUGCGACAACCUUCUGGCGUGCAGAGCAUGCUGACACCGCGUUAUACUGAGAGGCAGAGAGGCGCAGAAGAAGUGAAUUGGGUAAAAAGACAUGGUCUGCAGCUGGGGGUACAAUAUCAGCCAAAGUGGAGCAAAUCGUCUGACUCAUACCAGCAAAAAGUUUUCGAAAGGAACCUAAUGCUUAUUGUGGAAAGUUUUAACAACAUAACCUACCAGGGUCAGAAGUUUCCUGAUCUUUACCAGCUCGACGACGCAGUCCGCGAAGGCCUUCAGCAUGCAUGCGAGGAUGCUCUUGGCCGCGAUAUUGUUUUGCAAUAUAUUGGGUCUCGAGCGAAAGCAUCAGCUUCAGUAACCUCCCCAGAUCUCGACGUAGACAUUCAAGUUGCGAGGAAAGGCCGGCGUGCCAAGGUACCCUUUACAAACAUGGACAUGAGGAAGGUUGCGGAGAGCCUGAAGAAAUUGGAUUUUGUGUCAGGCGUCCAAAUCGGCAGCAUAGCAAUUAAAUUCCGCAUUUUGGGAACAAUUCCGUGUGAUCUUGUGCUGCGGAGGGAGAGGCCUGAAAUGUUUUGUGGGUUGCGUGAGGGGAAUAAUUUCAGCCAGAAUUGUGCUCGCAUCAACUCCUUCUUGGAGUGGCCUCCAGCAAGGGCUGCUGCUUGUGGCCUCAGAUAUUAUCUGCCAAAGGAGUCUCGACCGAAAGGAAUAUUGGUUGACACAAUCACAUGGCGAGUGGCAAGGCAAUACUUGGGCGAAAUAGGCCGCUUUCCCGUAAAGUGGCAGGCCUUCAAGUUAUUCCAACUAGUUAUGAUGGAGCUGACGAGACCUUGGCAGGACUCAUUCUUUGGGGCCGACCUGGAGCUUGAUCUGAGAAUGAUGGAACCCCGGGAGCGGCAAAAGUACGAACCAGGAUUGAACUUUGUGGCCAACCUCGACCCAUGCAAGCACAUCUAUUUCAUUUUGGCAUAUUCCCUUUGCGAUACAGUGGGUCGGCAAUAUAGUGAGGUUAUUUUUGACAAGAAGUCAUUCGCGACCAGAAAGCACGAAAUUCGGGACCGGAUGGAAGGACUCUUUAGGCAAGCGUUCUUUGGCAAGAGCUGA
This is a messenger RNA of Symbiodinium sp. CCMP2592, 1161 nucleotides long. The record is from the annotation of a GenBank genome assembly. NCBI's taxonomy places the organism in Eukaryota, Dinophyceae, Suessiales, Symbiodiniaceae.